UCCUCCUCCUCCUCCUCCUCCUCGUGGAGCCCACGAGAAGAAUGCAGCACAAGCCCCGCGCCGCUGGGCCGCGCCGUCGGCGCGCCCGCCGCGUGCUGAUGCCGGGUGCGCUCACGCCGAAGGCCGCUGGCCUGCGCCACGCUGAGGAGGCGGCCCGCGGGGCCCUCCUCGCGGCGCACGCGGCCGCGGGGCUGGCGGCAGGGCACUCCCCCGCGGGGGUGCGCCUGCUGCGCGCCGCGGAGGGCCUUCUCCGCGCGGCUGUGGCGGGCUUGCGGAGCCCUGCCGCCGAGCCGCCUCCGCCCGCGCCUGGCGCUGCGCCCGCCCCUCUGAGGCGACGGCGGCGGCGUGGGCGCGGAGGCCGAGGCGGCGAUGCUGCCGGCCGCGCUGGUGCUGCGGCCAUGGGGGCUCGUCCCGACGACGGCGUGGAGGCCGUGGACCUCGAGAGGGAGGGCGGCGCGGGGAGCGGCCGCAGGCCGCGGCGGCGAGGCUGCCCGGAGCCUGCCCCCGCGGGCCUACCUCUCGAGCGCGUCACGGCGCGGCCCGCCGCCGACGUGGACGAGUCCGACGAGCUGGACGACGCUUGGGCCGACGGCGGCCGACCUGCACGCCCUGGCCGCGGCGGUGCAGGGGCGGCGGCGGAGGCCCGAGAUGGCGCUGGCUCUGGGCGGGCGGCGCAUUUGGGCGCGCCCGACGGCCGCGGCGGCGGCGCUGGCUCCCGGAGCUGGCGGAGCGGCUGCUGUGGCGCAGGGGGCGGCCUCUGCGUCGGCAGGCCCAGCACCCGCAGCCGCCGCGGCGGCGGACAGCUAUCCCCCUUGAUGAGCUGCGGCGGUCGCGCUGUGGUAUGCGAGUGGCAUAGGCUGCCAUGGGCCCUGCGCGGCUGCGCUGCGCUCUCGGGGUUCCUGUCUGCAUGAUUUUCUCUGUGAAUUUCAGUUCCUUCAUAGACGUGUCGACAAAAAAAAGGCCCCAACUGUA
Prorocentrum cordatum is the source of this 972-nucleotide messenger RNA. The record is from the annotation of a GenBank genome assembly. Lineage: Eukaryota; Dinophyceae; Prorocentrales; Prorocentraceae.